GUCCACAUAAGACUGACUCUUCUUGCUCACAAAGGGACAGCUUUUGAAUGACAAAGCAAUGCUGGUAGAGUAUUGAAGAUUUCGCCACCCUUUCUCUUCUCUGCACAGAGGCAGAUAAAACCAUCUGCUGAUCUCUAUAAAUCGAAUAUUUUAGAUACCUUUAUUCAUUGUUCUCUCUACUGGUACGAUUAUUUGCUUCAUAUUCUCCAAAUAUUCGUUUUUUGGCCAAUUCUUUUGAUACCCACUUCCUAAAGUUGCGUUUUUUGGUGCCCAUUUGAUUAAAAACCGCUCAUUUCCUUCUCAAAAUUCAGACUUUUGCAGUGCUAUAAGCAAAAGUGGUUCUGGGUAGAUUGAAUACCUUGGGAAAAAAUAACUUUGUUUGAUAUUCAUGGGUAGAAGAGGAUUGCAAAGUUUUGUACGAAGUAACAAAGAUGUGGUAGUUUCUAGUUCCGGAAUUAAGAUUCAAUGGAGUUCUCAAGAGGGUAGUUCUCGUUCUUGUGGCAUAUUUGCAAGCGUUGGUCAAUCAGGAAUGGGGUUUGGGAUUCCAUCAAAUCCUAAGAAUUCUAUAGAGAAAGGCAUUAAGUUCCUGUAUAGUACUUCACACAUGAUGUAUGUGUCAAUGCCUGAAUCAGGGUUUCGGUUGUGUGGGCUUCCGGAAUUGGUGACAGGCGAGUCAUUGGAGAUUGGAGAGGAAGGGCUGGUGAAGAAGAAGAAGAAGAGGGGUGGUCUUAAACUGAAAAUUAAGGUUGGUAACCCAUCAAUGAGGAAGCUGAUCAGUGGGGCAAUCGCUGGUGCGGUAUCAAGGACUGUGGUUGCACCACUGGAGACAAUAAGGACACAUUUGAUGGUUGGAAGCUUAGGACACUCGACAACUGAGGUGUUUCAAAACAUCAUGGAGAGUGAUGGAUGGAAGGGCUUGUUUAGUGGUAAUUUGGUUAAUGUGAUCCGAGUGGCUCCAAGCAAGGCUAUUGAGUUGCUCGCUUUUGAGACGGUUAAGAAGCACUUGACUCAACCUGGGAUACAGCCCAAAAUCCCAAUUCCUGCCUCAUUAAUUGCAGGUGCUGUUGCUGGAGUUAGCUCUACCUUGGCUACAUACCCUCUUGAGUUACUCAAAACCCGAUUAACUGUCCAGAGAGGAGUGUACAAGAAUCUCUUGGAUGCAUUUCUAAAGAUUGUGCAAGAGGAGGGGCCUGCGGAAUUGUAUAGAGGCCUCACCCCGAGUAUAAUUGGAGUAAUCCCAUAUGCUGCCACCAAUUAUUUUGCUUAUGAUACGCUACGAAAAGCUUACAAGAAAGCUUCCAAGAAGGAGGAAAUUGGGAGUGUUAUGACUCUCUUGAUUGGAUCAGCAGCUGGUGCAAUUUCCAGUAGUGCAACUUUCCCUCUUGAGGUGGCUCGGAAACAUAUGCAGGCCGCCGGAGCUAUCAAUGGAAGGCAGUACAAAAGCAUGCUUCAUGCUCUUGUGAGCAUACUUGAAAAUGAAGGGCUCCCGGGUCUGUACAGAGGAUUGGGUCCUAGCUGCGUGAAGUUGGUCCCUGCUGCUGGGAUAUCUUUCAUGUGCUAUGAGGCAUGCAAGAGAAUACUGAUUGAUAAAGAAGAAGAUGAUUAACCUUUGCAGGAAAAAUCUAUGGUCGUUGAGUUCAUACAGUUUCAAGAUAAGAGGAAAGUUCAGUUUUACUUUCGGCGAAAUUGGCCUACAUUUUCCAUUUUUUUGAAUUGCGUUUAUUUUGAGGCUUUAGCUGCAGGAUCUUUAUUUGAGAUGAUAAUCAAAGUGAUUUUUUUAGCAUUA
Molecule: messenger RNA, 1786 nt
Organism: Alnus glutinosa
Lineage: Eukaryota; Viridiplantae; Streptophyta; Magnoliopsida; Fagales; Betulaceae
Product: adenine nucleotide transporter BT1, chloroplastic/mitochondrial-like
Exons: 3
Coding region: 389-1606 (405 amino acids)
Biological process (GO): transmembrane transport
Source: RefSeq, a predicted model, not a curated record